This is a messenger RNA of Rhizophagus irregularis DAOM 181602=DAOM 197198, 715 nucleotides long. RefSeq lists its product as uncharacterized. The record is from RefSeq and is a predicted model, not a curated record. Gene Ontology annotation, molecular function: protein binding. NCBI's taxonomy places the organism in Eukaryota, Fungi, Glomeromycota, Glomeromycetes, Glomerales, Glomeraceae.
CGGCAUCCAAUAUUAGAAAUGAGCGGCUUGCUAUAGUUUCGGUGUGUAUAAAUAUGCCUGAACGCGACGAAGGUUUUCUUGCAACAAAAAAAUUUCAAUCGAUAAUAAAAUAAAAAAAAAAAACAAUUCAAUAAUUCUAUUAAAAGUCAAUCAAUAUUUUAGAUCAAAUUACAAACUUUUGAUUUAUUUUUUUCUUAAAUUAUUAAAACUCCUUAAAAAUGUCUGUUAUUCAAGAAAUCCCUGCUCCUUAUUUUGUUUCUUUAUUACAUGAAGAAGGAUCAAAUUAUUUCAACAAUAAGUCUCACGCAUUCGAAUUGAAGGUAGAAGGUCUUGAUAGAUCAUUCUUCGUACAUUUAGAAUAUCUUACUUCUCAAUCAACAUUUUUCCGAGAUACACUUGCUAAUGUAAAAGAAGGGGAUCUAGUGAAGAUCAUUGUACCAUCCCCUGAAACCUUUGAACCAAUUAUUGAAUAUUUAUAUUUCGGAAAUGGUGACAAAUGGUAUGAUACCAUGAGCCCUGAUAACUAUAAUGAUGUUUGGGAAAACGUUCAACAUCUCGGUUUAGACGAAAAGGCGAGAACAAUUUGUUUGGCAUAUUAUCAAAACAAUUUAGCAAUAGAAUAAUAGAAUAAUGUUUCAAAUAUAGCUCUUAUUUUUUAUUUUCACGUAGUUCUGCAUUGUAAUUUAUUCAUCACAAAAAAAAAAAAGGAUACAAA